GCGGCCCUGAGGCCGGAACAUGGCGGCGCCCUCGGCCCCGGGGCCGUCGCAGCCCCGCGAGGGGCUCCCGGCGCUCUUCAUCCCGCGCACGGCCGCCGAGGAGCAGCGCGUCCGCCUCGAGCGCCUCAUGAGGAACCCGGAAAAGACUGUACUGAUUCCUGAAAAACUGAAUGAAUGGGCCCCGCGACCUCCCCCGGAGUUCGUGAGAGAUGUGAUGGGUUCCAGCGCUGGAGCUGGCAGUGGGGAGUUUCAUGUGUACCGGCACCUUCGGCGGCGAGAGUACCAGAGGCAAGAUUUCAUGGACGCCAUGGCUGAGAAGCAAAAACUAGACGAGGAAUUCCAGAAGAAACUGGAGAGGAAUAAGAUGAUCGCGGAAGAGCAAACAGCAAAACGCAGAAGGAAGCGUCAGAAAUUGAAAGAGAAGAAACUGCAAGCCAAGAAAAAUAAACUUGAACAAAAGAAGCAAGAAAAAGAGUCUGAUCAGUCUCAAGAGCGAGCAAGCAGCAAGGAGGAUGAAGAGGACAGCAAGGAGGAGGAAGAAGAGAAGGAAGAUGAUGCUGAAGAGCUAAGUUUCGUAAUGGGAAGAGGAUGAGGCCUUUCAGGGACCGCUGGAAACACUGUUCAUUGCUUUAUAUUCAGGAGCAUGAAAACCUGUCAUCUCAGCCAAGCAGAACCCAUUGGCGUAUGUUAUACCUGCUUAACGGUGGAUGGCCUUCAAACCACCAGUCCAAGAGCUAUUGAUAGAGAAAUGCCAAAUAAGAGAUCUUUUUCUUAACUGCUUGUAUAACUGCUGUGCAGUCUGCUCGAGGUUUGCUCUAAAGAGUCAGCCAUAAGUCUCUGUGACCCUAAAAUUCUUCCUGACAUGGCCUAGAGUGUGUUUUUUUCUCUCUGAAACCUAAAACAUACCCAUUACCAUUUAAGGAAAAUACUACUGUGAGGACUAUGUAUUCUACAUAUGUCCAAGUUGGUGGCAAUGGGAUACCUGAAUCUAAGGGAAGUGUUUAGCCUAAAGUAGAGAAAUGGUCUGUAGCCAGACUUCCCUGCACUGUGAGUGUUCUGAAUUUGGGGUUUUGUAUGGGGUCAUCUCUAACCCAAAGAAAUCAGUUUAUGUUGCUAGACAAGUUCUAUACAUUUUUAAGCAGCAUCCCUUUUCUAUUGCUAAAACUAUCCCUAUUACCUUUCUUCUU
This is a messenger RNA of Nothoprocta perdicaria, 1187 nucleotides long. It is a transcript of the gene PRKRIP1, whose product is annotated as PRKR interacting protein 1. Gene Ontology annotation, biological process: negative regulation of protein kinase activity. Bases 20 to 592 code for a protein of 190 amino acids. Gene Ontology annotation, cellular component: nucleolus. Gene Ontology annotation, molecular function: double-stranded RNA binding; protein kinase inhibitor activity; protein kinase binding. The record is from RefSeq and is a predicted model, not a curated record. The transcript has 6 exons. NCBI's taxonomy places the organism in Eukaryota, Metazoa, Chordata, Aves, Tinamiformes, Tinamidae.